This is a messenger RNA of Leptonychotes weddellii (Weddell seal), 1055 nucleotides long. It is a transcript of the gene IGSF6, whose product is annotated as immunoglobulin superfamily member 6. Lineage: Eukaryota; Metazoa; Chordata; Mammalia; Carnivora; Phocidae. The record is from RefSeq and is a predicted model, not a curated record.
AAAAAGAGCCAACUCUCCUCAAAUGCACAGUGACCACCACCGCACGCACACACCCCAAGAAAUGGAGACUGUGAAGGGAGGCAGGAUCAUUCUCGGCCUGGAAAUCAAUCUGAUUCUCUUUUAUGUCGGUGCUACACAUGAGUGUAUGGUCUUUGUCCAUCAACCGCCUUACCUCGAAGUAGCCCACACUCAAGGGGCCGCAACCAUUCAGUGUUCCUUCUCCCACACGGGGUGCCCUUCAGAGCAACCACAAAGCCUGUGGUUUCGCUACGGUGCGGACCAGCCCGAAAACCUAUGCGUGGAUGGCUGCACCGGGGAUGCAGGCAAAUUCACAGUGAAGGAAGUCCUCACAGAAAGAGCAGUCUCCCUCACUGUAAACAGGGUGGCUCUGAAUGACAGCGCCAUCUACAUCUGUGGAAUCGUCUUUCCCAAGUCAAAGGAACCGGGAGCUAAGCGGACCGGAGAAGGGACCAUACUGGUGGUAAGAGAAAUGAAGGAACCACACAGCCUCCUGAUAGCUGUUGUAUCACUGCUCUCUAUCUACAUUAUUGGUGCACUCGUGAUCUUCGUAAUCCUUUCCAAAUCAAAAUCUAACUCUUUAAGAAACAAAGAAACAAAAGAUUCACAAAAGAAGAGGAGUGCCCGACGUAUUUUUCAGGAAAUUGCUCAGGAACUAUACAGUAAGAGACAGGUGGAAACAAGACAACAACCUGCCGGAGCAUCUUUUUCUGCAAACAGACAAUGAUAAGUGUCCUGAAGACAAGUCUAGAAGAGAAAGGCAACAUUUAAUGAAAAUAGAAGAGCACUUUCCAACUAUGAAAGAUCAUAGAGAUGUUUUAAUUUUCAAUUAAGUCACUGAAAGUCCAAAUCCAGAAGUUAUGGCAGUGUUAUCGGACAUACGCCCAUCAGGGCUUUAAAAAACCAAUCAAAGGUAAAUGGAAAAGACAAUUCUCCACAAAGAAGGAUGCCACACUACAAGGAAACUAUCACUAAAAGUAAUUACCCAAAAUACUAAAAUCCUACAAAAUACAACUGGAAAAUACUUUCUAACUUGC